Molecule: messenger RNA, 1596 nt
Organism: Cryptococcus amylolentus CBS 6039
Lineage: Eukaryota; Fungi; Basidiomycota; Tremellomycetes; Tremellales; Cryptococcaceae
Exons: 3
Coding region: 431-1570 (379 amino acids)
Source: RefSeq, a predicted model, not a curated record
CAAGCCUUGGGCAAGCCAGAGGCAAGCCAGAAAUCUUUCCACAGAAGGCGGGAGUGCGAGGUACUCGUACUGAUGAUUCACCCCUACUGUCUCAUAACAAAGCACCAACCACUCACUUCUUACACUUCCCUUUCGAACAGCUCCCGAAGCAAGCUGAUUCCAAAGACGCCUUUGGCACACCAACCUUUCUCCGUUUUGGAAACCUCUAUCCCCUAAGUCUCGUCGUUCACACGAGCAGAUGACCAUAGCGAUGGAUGGGGACUCCUUUGAUCCAGCGGUGUGACAAAUCUAUGGGAACUUGGAAGAAUCGUCUCAUCGUCGGAAGGUCCACGGAGCUGUACGAUCGUGUGCCAACAGCCACACACCCCAACUGCAUCUAUAAAGACCUCCUACUCAAUUCUCUUCCUCCCCAUAUCCUCCGGUCCACAACAUGUCAUCUCGCAGCAGCACCUCCUCCCAACAAACCCACGACCCCUCCAAAGCCCACGUCCUCCUCUCCACCUACGCCCCCCUCCGUACCUACCCCGUCCUCAAAACCUUCAACGACGAGGAAGACAAAGGCCACACGAGCCGUAUCCACAGCGCCUGGAGCGCCUGCGACCCCGUCCUCAAAGACGCCUCUUUCAUCCUAAUGCCCUCCACCCGGGUUCAUGUCAGCCCACACUCUGCCCGGACGAAUAUCGAAGCUGCUUCGAGGUUUGUUGCUUCUUACAACAAGCGUUUUGAUACUCUUUUGAGGGCAAGGGAUUACGACGAGACGAGUUAUGAGUUUGAUGGUAGUACACCUGAAGGGUAUAUCGAAGCGGAUGAAGCUUGUCGGGAGGAACAUGCGAGUCUCCAACGUAAAGCGGCAGAACAAGCAUACGACGAAAUGCCAAGCCGGACACUGAAUCUCUUCACAUACCAGCAAGUCCCCUUCCAAGACUUUCUCAAACACGGACUCAAAAGCAGACAUCUCGAAGUCUCCACCAAAGACUUUUCCGACGUCCUCACCGACGAGCAAUACCAUGACAAGCUCGCCCGGCAGUUCCACAGUUACAAAGCUUGCACUAGGCUUGCUGAUCUGGGGGACAAGUAUCCUUGGGCGCUGUUUACGACGGGGAUAAAGGAGCCGACUGAUUUGGUGCAGAGUAAUAUCACUGGACGAUGGGUACCUGUUGAUCCGCAGUUUGAGGUUUUGGGUGCAGCGGGUAACCUCGACUCGUCCGCCAAACGUCAAAUCGCCAACGCCCUCGCCGAGUGGACAGACGAAACCAACCGUAAACCCCGGACCGAAAACGGCAGUUCCAACGCCCUCUCUUCCGGUCUCUCUUCCAAAAGCAGCUUUGCGGUCUAUCACGACUUCAACCAUGUAUCCGAACAUUCGGUCUAUCUGGACAGUUUGAAGUUUGCAAAAGAGAUUUCGGAUGUAGUUGAGGUGGAUGGAUUGCCGGUGCAUUGUGAGUGGGUGACGCCCGAGACGCUUUUUCCUUCGAAUCGGAGUGAUGCGCCGAGGAAUUAUAGGCUGCGUAAUCAUCGGGGGUAUGAGGAGGCUAUUAACGACAAGCUGGCGCAGGCAAACAAGAGAUAGUCAAAUGGUCGUUGAAAGUAGUCAGG